UUUAAAUGUUUUGUUCUAAUCCAAAUGAUUGCAGGUUAGUAAAAAAAAAAAAAAAUUAAUAUUGACACAUUAUAUUCUCUUGUGUCUCAGCGAAAACCCCUACAGAAGUGAUCAAAUGCUGCGGAUAUUGUCAUCAAGAUUGCCAACCAGAAACAUUCUAAAGAUUGGUAGGAAAGCAAGUAGAGCAUUUUUCACACAUCAGAAUUCCCAAGGUCUCUCACAAAUGAGUACUCAGAACCUGUCAUCCCUAUCAUCAGUGGCAGACUCUGCCAAACAGUUGGUCUGGCUAGAUCUUGAGUUGACAGGUUUGGAAGUGGAGAGUGACCACAUCUUGGAAGCAGCCUGCAUUGUGACUGAUGGUGACUUGAACGUUGUGGCCGAGUGUCCUCUGCAGGUCAUUAACUGGCCAGAUGACAUCCUUAACAAUAUGGCUGAGUGGCCCAAAGAGCACCAUCUCAAGACAGGCUUGACUCAAGCAUGCAGAGAGAGUAAGACAUCCCUUGAAGAUGCAGAGAGAAUCCUACUAGAGUUUCUCAAGAAGCAUGUACCAAAAGGAAAAUGUCCAUUAGCAGGGAAUUCUGUCUAUAUGGACAGAAUUUUUCUUAUGCGAGAAAUGCCUCUUGUUCACAACUACCUUCAUUACCGCAUUCUUGAUGUCAGUACUAUCAAGGAGCUUGCCAGGCGCUGGUAUCCACAGGUCAUCAAAUCUCUGCCCCAGAAACAGUUUACCCACAGAGCCUAUCAAGACAUUCUUGAGAGCAUUCAAGAGUUGCAAGCAUACAGAAAAACUAUUUUCCGUUCUGAAUAGGUUGUCCAAAAGCGACUCACUGCAUAAGGUAUGGCAUUAAGAUGUUAAACUUUUUAUUCACUGUGGCACUGGCAUCCACAGAUCAUUGAAACUCUCUCCCAGAAACAGUGACAGUGCAUUUAAAAAUAUUCAAAAGAGAAUUUGAGUUAGCUAUGGAGUCAAGGUUCAGGUGUGGUCUGAGUGGCUAAAAUGUCAGCAGUUACGGUUUUCUACUGAGGGACAUC
Darwinula stevensoni is the source of this 1032-nucleotide messenger RNA. The record is from the annotation of a GenBank genome assembly. Lineage: Eukaryota; Metazoa; Arthropoda; Ostracoda; Podocopida; Darwinulidae.